Drepanopeziza brunnea f. sp. 'multigermtubi' MB_m1 is the source of this 3441-nucleotide messenger RNA. RefSeq lists its product as uncharacterized. Gene Ontology annotation, biological process: monoatomic cation transport; copper ion homeostasis. Gene Ontology annotation, molecular function: ATP hydrolysis activity; copper ion binding; P-type divalent copper transporter activity. NCBI's taxonomy places the organism in Eukaryota, Fungi, Ascomycota, Leotiomycetes, Helotiales, Drepanopezizaceae. Gene Ontology annotation, cellular component: membrane. The record is from RefSeq and is a predicted model, not a curated record.
AUGGACACAACCAUCAUCCCAGAGAAGAUGGCGCCUUCUAUGCUGAACAUGGUUAUAAGCUCAUUUAUCUUGUCAAACCUGCAUUGUCCAUCUUGCGUUUCCACCAUCAAAAACACCCUUUACGCCCUUGAUCCAUCACCUUUCUCUGUAUCACCAUCUCUCGUCUCCUCGGUGGUCACCGUCGAACACAGUGAAGCUCUCCCGGCCACGGAGAUACAAGAAGCCUUGGAGAAUGCCGGCUUCGAGAUAUAUGAUGCUACGGGCGCGCCUAUCCUUGCCCUCGGGAAAUCACAUAUGGGAUCCGAGGAGGACGCAGGCUACCUUGAUCGAAUAAUUGAUAGGUUUUCGUCCGACCAAUCUUCUCGCCGGCGUCAGAAGAGACAAACAUCGUCCUCUCAGCAUGUUCAACAAUGCGACGCUUGUCGUACAGGCUUCAGCAGGUCUUCUGAUUCAAAUUUUUCGUCUUCCGCCAACCUUCGGAAUACAAAUGCGAUGUCUUCUGCUUCCAGUGUCAGUUCUCUAGUAGUCAUCGACUCUACAGACUCCCCAAUUAAACCGGAUCUAUGGCGGGCGUCUCUAGCAAUUGGAGGAAUGACAUGCGCUGCUUGCGUGAGUGCUAUUACUGAGGAUUUGGAGAAAAAGGAUUGGGUCAAGAAGGUCGUGGUCAAUUUAAUCUCGAACAGUGCUACUAUCGAGUUCAUCGGGGAGCACCACAAGGACGACAUUGUUCGGAGCAUCGAGGAUAUUGGAUACGAGGCGGCCAUUGACACUGUCGUGGACGCUAAUCAGACCAACUCCGUAAUCCGCAGUGGCGAAAGAACGAUGGAGAUCCAGGUUGAUGGAAUGGUCUGCGACCACUGUCCCCCUCGUGUGCAUGCAGCUCUCAAAAGCUUCGGCAACAAGGUCAAGGUCGACAGACCUGUCUCUCUCGAAAAUAACAUUCUCAAGAUCACAUACAUUCCGCAGGUUCCCCACUUUACCAUCCGAAAUAUCAUUCAGGCACUUUCUGAGGCGGACAAUGCUCUCACACCUUCGAUAUACCAUCCGCCUACCCUCGAGGAAAGAUCUCGACAGCUCCAUGCACGUGAGCAACUACGGAUCCUAAUCAGAGUCAUCCUCACCCUCAUUGUUGCGAUUCCAGCUCUUAUUAUCGGCAUCAUAUAUAUGAGCUUGGUACCCGCCAGCAACGGCGGCCGAAUGUAUCUGAUGAAGACGCUUGAAGCCGGUGUGAGCCGUGCACAGUGGGCAUUGUUUAUCAUGUCGACGCCCGUGUACUUCCUCUGUGCUGAUGUGUUCCAUAUCCGUGCUUUGAAGGAGAUCAGAUCAAUGUGGCGACGUGGAAGUCCAACCCCUAUUCUGCAAAGAUUCUACCGGUUCGGAAGCAUGAAUAUGCUUAUGUCACUUGGCACUUCUAUUGCAUACAUCUCAUCUGUCGCUCAGCUGAUCGCAGCUGCUGUCCAGAGGCCGAAGGAAGUCGAUAAUUCGGAAUUCUACUUCGAUUCGGUUGUUUUUUUGACCCUUUUCCUCCUCGUUGGACGUCUCAUCGAGUCUUACAGCAAGUCAAAAACUGGAGAUGCUGUCACACUACUCGGAAAGCUACGACCAACCGAGGCUCUUCUGGUUGAGUCGGGCAGACGUUCGAGCGAGCACACCCUCAUCGACGAGCAGGAUGCCAAUGGGACACCUUCAGAGACCACGAAGAAUGUCAACGUUGAUAUGCUCGAAUUUGGAGAUGUCGUCAAAAUUUUACAUGGAGGAUCUCCGCCAUGCGAUGGGGCAGUUGUUCAGGGAGAGUCGAAAUUCGACGAGUCUUCCCUAACUGGGGAAUCGCGACUAGUUCACAAGAUCUUUGGAGAUGAUGUAUUCUCUGGAACGGUCAACAAGGGCUCACCAAUCUCUGUCCAGAUCACCGGAGUUGCCGGAGCUUCCAUGCUGGAUCAGAUCGUCAAGGCGGUCCGGGAAGGCCAAACUCGGCGAGCACCAAUGGAACGAAUAGCUGAUGCACUGACUGGCUAUUUUGUACCGUUUGUCACCUUGAUCGCUCUCAUGACCUGGCUCGUAUGGCUUGGUUUGGGCAUGUCGGGAGCACUUCCAAAGAGCUACCUUGGCACUGAUAAAGGUGGAGAUACGAGUGAAUGGGUGGCGUGGUCCCUACAGUUUGCUAUUGCAGUGUUCGUCGUAGCUUGUCCUUGUGGUCUGGCCUUGGCUGCUCCAACUGCCCUUUUUGUUGGUGGCGGUCUCGCAGCGAAGUAUGGAAUAUUGGUCAAGGGCGGUGGUGAGGCUUUUGAAAAAGCCAGCAAGCUUGACUGCGUCGUCUUCGACAAGACUGGAACCUUGACCGUAGGUGGUGAGCCAGUUGUCACUGAUUUUGACAUUCUUCCUUUUGAUUCGGGCAUGGAUCAUAUGGAGUCAAGAAUGUUGAUUCUUGGUAUGGUCGGUGCACUUGAGAGCAACAGCAGUCACACCAUUGCAAAAGCAUUGGUUUCGCUAUGCAAGACCCACAAGACCACAGAUUUAGAUGUGGACCUGGUCGAAGAAACCGCAGGAAGGGGCCUGAGCGGAAAGUUCUUCUUGAAGGAAAGGGGCGCCGAAGCAAAAGUGAUCAUCGGUAACGAAGCUUUCAUGAAGUAUAACGACGUUGUCCUGCUCGGCCCGACGCAAUCGACAAUUGAAAAAUGGAAGUUAGAAGGAAAAUCUAUCGCAUUGGUCGCCAUCAGUGUCAAUCACUCGAUGAGUCUCCUCACGCCAGGCUCAUGGGAGGUUGCAGCAAUGUUCGCCAUUUCUGAUCCUAUCCGACCGGAAGCACCCGGUAUUAUCAAAGCUCUGCAGGCUAGAGGAACGGACGUCUGGAUGCUCUCGGGAGACAACCAGAUGACAGCCGAUGCCAUCGGAACAAAGAUCGGCAUCCCAACCUCUAACAUCAUUGCUGGUGUCCUUCCUAGCGAGAAGGCAGAAAAGAUCAACUACCUACAGCGAUCCUUGAAAGCCUGCACUUCAUCUGGUGCGGAGCAUUCUACGAAUCGCGCUCUCGUUGCAAUGGUCGGUGAUGGCAUCAACGACUCCCCUGCUCUUACGACUGCGGAUGUUGGUAUCGCAAUCGGCUCGGGGUCAGACAUCGCUAUCUCAUCUGCAGAGUUCGUCCUUGUUUCAAGCAACCUCAACUCACUCAUCACCCUCCUCGACCUGAGCAAGUUUGUCUUCCGAAGAAUCAAGUUCAAUUUCGGCUGGGCGUUGAUCUAUAAUCUUAUUGCAUUGCCGGUCGCAGCUGGCGUGCUGUACCCGAUUGUCAGUAAAGGGCAUCACGUCAGACUCGAUCCUGUCUGGGGCAGUCUGGCGAUGGCCUUGAGCUCGAUUAGUGUCGUUUGCAGCAGUUUGGCUUUGCGGAGUAGGGUACCAUGGAUUGGAUUCAAAGCGAAGGAGGCUGUUGGUGAGAAAGAGUAA